GUGAGUGCCCCUUCACCUUGUGGAAUAACACAACAAUUAUAUCAGAAUAGGUACAAGUACAGAUAAGCAAAGAGUGCUCUUUUAAAAUUGAUACAUAAAUAAUCAACUGUUAUAAAAGCGGUUGGUGUAGUUUGCGCUUGUCAUUUGUUGAUGUGCUCUUGUUACGAUGGCGCCACGAGUAGAGAAGGUAUGUGAGCCGGUGUUGCUGGGCGAAGGCCCCCACUGGGACUGCAAGAGGCAGGCUCUGUACUACGUCAGCAUCCAAGAUCACACCAUACACAAGUAUGUGCCGGCCACUAACGAACAUUGCAAGACUAAAUUGGAGGGUCGCGUGGGCUUCAUAGUGCCGGUGGAGGGCAGCGCGGACCAGUUCGUGGUGGGCUUGGAGCGACGGUUCCUCGUCAUACAGUGGGACGGGAAGAAUGGCAGCAAGACUAAGGUGGUGAAGGAGCUAGCGGAGGUGGAACAUGGCCGCAACACGCGCAUCAACGACGCCAAGUGCGACCCGCGGGGGCGCCUGUACGGAGGUACAAUGGGCCACGAAGAGCCGCUAGGCAACAUCGAACCUAACAAAGGCUCUCUCUACCGGCUUGUCGGGACGACUAUCACUCCGCUGGCUGACCGCAUCAGCUGUUCCAACGGACUCGCCUGGGACCUCAAGGAGAAGGCCUUCUACUAUGUCGACUCGUUCGAGCACAAUGUACGCAGAUACGACUAUGAUGUGGAGACUGGCGAUAUUUCCAACAUGAAGCACAUUUUCGACCUCAAAGCCAACAACAUAGAGGGCGCCCCUGAUGGCAUGACCAUAGACACUGACGGAAACCUCUGGGUGGCCGUAUUCAACGGAUCCUGCGUUCUACACAUCAACCCUAAAACUGGGAAACUGCUACAGAAGAUUGCCUUACCAGCUAAACAAAUAACGUCCGUAAUUUUUGGUGGUAAGGAUUUGGAUGUGUUGUAUGUUACGUCGGCGAAGUUGACGAUAACUGAAGAACAGAAGCCGCCCUGUGGAGCCUGCUUUGCUGUUACUGGUUUGGGCGUCAAAGGGUUGCCGAAUGCUGGCUUUAAACUAUGAAAGUGUUUGGUUAUAGUAAAAAUAAUUGCCUUUAUUUAUCUAUGGACUAUUGCUAUAAAGUGUAUAUUUAAAUGAAUUAUAAAGUGUCACAAAAUAUAGUUAUUACGUGUUGAUAAUAUA
Plutella xylostella (diamondback moth) is the source of this 1195-nucleotide messenger RNA. Its product is annotated as regucalcin. The record is from RefSeq and is a predicted model, not a curated record. Gene Ontology annotation, biological process: L-ascorbic acid biosynthetic process. Lineage: Eukaryota; Metazoa; Arthropoda; Insecta; Lepidoptera; Plutellidae. Gene Ontology annotation, molecular function: gluconolactonase activity; calcium ion binding; enzyme regulator activity.